This is a messenger RNA of Misgurnus anguillicaudatus (oriental weatherfish), 9453 nucleotides long. RefSeq names its product unc-79 homolog, NALCN channel complex subunit (gene unc79). Gene Ontology annotation, molecular function: protein binding. NCBI's taxonomy places the organism in Eukaryota, Metazoa, Chordata, Actinopteri, Cypriniformes, Cobitidae. The record is from RefSeq and is a predicted model, not a curated record.
ACAAAUUUCCGUAAGAGAGGAGCCUGACAGUCAAAGGGAAAAUAAUUGAAAGCAACGCGUCUGUGUAUUUACGGUCCUGACAGAAAAGAAAAAUAAGAAUAGCAGAAUGUAAAUCUUGACAAAUGAUAUUUAAAAAACUAUGUGUGAAGAGAUGAUGCUUCAGUUCGUGUAUAGCAGCUUCUCUUCAUUCAGGUGUGAGAGGAAGCAGCAGCUGCUCGACACGAUACACGGAUACACGCGCUAGCUUUGUUAAACAUUUACUCUAUGAAUCCUAGAAACAUUUCAACAUGUCUACGAAAGCAGAGCAAUUUGGCUCUAAGAUUCGAUACUUGCAAGAGUAUCACAACCGUGUGCUUCACAAUAUUUACCCAGUGCCGUCCGGAACAGACAUUGCAAAUACUCUGAAAUACUUUUCUCAAACUCUGCUCAGCAUCCUGUCCCGUACAGGCAGGAAGGAGAGCCAGGAAGCUUCCAAUUUGGCCGUGCCCAUGACCAUGUGUCUUUUUCCUGUGCCAUUCCCACUCACCCCAUCUCUAAGACCACAAGUCAGUUCCAUCAACCCUACAGUUACUCGAUCCCUCCUUUACAGCGUUCUGCGGGACGCCCCGGCCGACCGGGGUGGUGCCACCCAGCAGAGUCGGGAGGUUCAGCUCUCAGAUUACCCCUCAUUGGAGUAUCAGGGUCUCUAUGCCACUCUCGUCACCUUGCUUGACCUGGUGCCCCUGCUGCAGCACGGUCAACACGAUCUGGGACAGGCCAUAUUUUACACUACAACCUGUCUUCUGCCUUUCCUCAGUGAUGAUAUUCUCAGUACUUUACCCUACACCAUGAUCUCCACUUUAGCCACCUUCCCUCCGUUCCUGCACAAAGACAUCAUCGAGUACCUGAGCACAUCUUUCCUCCCCAUGGCCAUAUUGGGUUCAACUCGAAGAGAGGGUGGAGUUCCAGCAUAUGUCAAUCUGUCUGCCUCAUCCAUGUUGAUGAUUGCCAUGCAGUACACUUCAAAUCCAGUAUACCACUGUCAGCUUUUGGAGUGUCUUAUGAAGUACAAACAGGAAGUAUGGAAGGAUCUACUGUAUGUCAUAUCUUAUGGUCCAUCCCAAGUCAAACCUCCGGCUGUUCAAAUGCUCUUCCAUUACUGGCCCAACCUCAAGCCUCCAGGUGCCAUCAGUGAGUACAGAGGACUGCAGUACACAGCAUGGAACCCUAUUCACUGUCAACACAUUGAGUGCCAGAAUUCUAUUAACAAGCCUGCAGUGAAGAUGUGUAUUGAUCCAACGCUUUCGGUUGCUCUGGGUGACAAACCACCUCCUUUAUACAUCUGUGAGGAGUGCAGUCAGAGGAUUGCUGGUGAUCAUGCUGAGUGGCUCGUUGAUGUCCUUUUGCCCCAAGCUGAAAUUUCUGCUAUAUGUCAGAAGAAGAAUUGCAGCUCUCAUGUCCGACGGGCCGUUGUCACCUGCUUUUCAGCUGGCUGCUGUGGUCGCCAUGGUAACCGGCCUGUGCGCUAUUGCAAGCGUUGCCACGUCAACCACCACAGCAGCGAGGUGGGGGCAUCAGCAGAGACUCAUCUGUACCAGACGUCCCCCCCGCCCAUCAACACACGCGAGUGCGGCGCAGAGGAGCUGGUGUGCACUGUGGAGGCUGUGAUCAGUCUGUUAAAAGAGGCAGAGAUUCAUGCGGAACAGAGAGAGUUUGAACUGAACCGACGGCGUCAGAUGGGUCUGUCUACAUCCCAUCAUUCCUUAGACAACCUGGAGUUUGACAACAAAGAAGAUGACCAACAUGACCAGAGAUUACUCAGCCAGUUUGGCAUCUGGUUUCUGGUGAGUCUGUGCACACCUAGUGAAAAUACACCAACUGAGAGCCUGGCACGAUUGGUCAGUAUGGUCUUCCAGUGGUUUCACUCCACGGCCUACAUGAUGGACGACGAGGUGGGCAGCCUGGUGGAAAAGCUCAAACCUCAGUUUGUCACGAAGUGGUUGAAGACGGUUUGUGACGUGCGCUUUGACGUCAUGGUCAUGUGUCUUCUGCCCAAACCAGUUGAGUUCGCCCGGGUGGGUGGUUACUGGGAUAAAUCCUGCAGCACAGUGACACAACUCAAGGAAGGACUGAAUCGCAUCCUCUGCUUGAUUCCCUAUAACGUCAUCAGUCAGCCGCUGUGGGAAUGUUUCAUGCCCGAGUGGUUGGAGGCCAUCCGCACGGAAGUUCCCGACCAUCAGCUGAAGGAGUUUCGUGAGGUUCUCAGUAAGAUGUUUGACAUUGAAUUGUGUCCGCUGCCAUUUUCCAUGGAGGAGAUGUUUGGAUUUAUCAGCUGUAGAUUCACUGGAUAUCCAGCAUCCGUACAGGAGCAAGCUCUGCUGUGGCUUCAUGUCCUGUCGCAGCUGGAUAUUGUGGUUCCUCUACAGCUACUUAUUGGCAUGUUUUCUGAUGGUGUAAACUCACUUAAGGAACUGGCCAAUCAGAGGAAGAUGAGGGCUGCAGACUUGUCUGGAAAUGCAGGACCCAGAAGGGUGAGUGUAGUGUCAGACCCCGGCAGAAGGGGGCAGCACAAUAACCUGAGUCCAUUUCCCAGUCCGUUCCGCAGUCCUCUACACUGCAGCCCCUUCAAGAACCUCGGACACGCCGCAGGCAACUGCGCUCUGGAUCUCGAUUGUGAUGAUGACGAUAUAAACCUGGGCUGCUUCAUUCUGAUGUUUGACCUCAUCCUUAAACAGAUGGAGCUCCACGAUGAUGUCGUGUUGCUGGGUUUGGAGAGCAGUCUUGGACGGGAUAUUGUGGCCAUUAUAAACAGUGUGUUGCAAGCACCUUGGGGGGGUUCACACACCUGUCAGAAAGACGAGAAGCCAAUGGAGUGCAACCUGUGCCAGUCCAGUAUCCUGUGCUACCAGCUGGCCUGUGAUCUGCUGGAGAGAUUGACACCCCGCGAAGAGAUAAGGCUGGUGGAGCCGUCAGAGUGUUUGGAGGACAGUUUAGUUUUUCCUCAGGCAGAAUUCACUCUCAAAUCAGAGAACGGAGCGGACGAAGGAGACGCAGAAAACUCUGACAGCUCCAAUCCUUCACCUGAAAUCCACCCGUUAAAAAACAGUGUGGACAAGAAGUUCUCCUACCAGCAGCUGCCUGCACACCUGAAGCUUCUCUACACCAUUCUGCAGGAGAUGAAUAAGUUUGAGGAGCCAGACAUUCUCUUCAACAUGCUGAGCUGUCUGAAAAUCCUGUGUUUACAUGGAGAAUGUCUGUAUCAUGCCAGAAAAGAUCACCCACAAUUCCUGGCCUACUUACAGGAGAAAAUGCUCAUUCCCAGCUUGUGGUCCAUGCUGAAGUCUGAGAUUUGUCAGCUGGCGUCUCUGGCUGUACCUCAGCUUCUUCAUGCUCUUUCUCUCUCUAAUGGUGCUGAUAUUUUCUGGAGGUUGGUGGACAGCAGCUUCAACAGCAAAGACUGGAAGAUUCGCUUUGAAGCAGUGGAGAGGGUGGCAGUACUGUGCCGGUUUCUGGAUAUCGGUUCAGUUACAAAGAGUCACUUGCUUAAAUAUUCUCUGGCCCAUGCAUUCUGCUGCUUUUUGGCCAGCGUUGAGGAUGUGAAUCCCGCAGUGGCCACCAGAGCCCGACUACUGCUGGACACCAUCAAACGACCCUCGCUGCAGGUGCUGUGUCUGUGCCUGGAUUUCCAGUUUGACACGGUGGUCAGAGACCGGCCCAUAAUUCUGAGCAAACUGCUGCUGCUACAUUCCCUGAAACAGGAGAUUCCCGCUCUGAGUUGGGAAUUCUUCGUCAACCGCUUCGAGACGUUGUCGCUCGAGGCUCAGCUCCACCUGGACUGCAAUAAAGAGUUCCCUUUUCCUACAACCAUCACUGCAGUGAGGACAAAUGUUGCCAACCUGAGUGAUGCCGCCCUGUGGAAGAUCAGACGCGCUCGUUUCGCCCGGAAUCGUCAGAAGAGCGUCCGGUCUUUACGCGACAGUGUCAAGGGUUCGGCAGAGUCCAAGCGGACGUUGUCUCUCCCUGAAACGCUCUGCAAUAAACUUCCUCUGAGAUUCACAAGACAAGAGCAGUCGGCACCCACACUGGGAAAUAUGCUAGAAAAAGUCCUCGCAGGUGAGAGCACUUCUCCAGAAGACGACUCCAUCAUUAAAGAUCUCCUGCCUGAAGAUGCGGGUAUAGACCACCAGACUGUGCACCAGCUAAUCAUGGUGCUUAUGAAGUUCAUGGCCAAAGACAAAAGCAGCGCAGAGACGGACAUCGGCAGCGCCAAAGCCUUUAACACAGUCAAGCGCCAUCUCUAUGUCCUGCUGGGAUACGACCAACAGAUGGGAUGUUUCAUGAUCACCCCUCAGAAAAUGCGUUCCUCCACCUGCUUCAACGCCUUCAUUGCAGGAAUCGCUCAGGUUAUGGACUACAACAUCGGUCUGGGUAAGCAGUUGUUGCCGCUGGUGGUGCAGGUCCUAAAAUAUUGCACGUGUCCGCAGCUCAGGCCGAACUUCCAGGAGCCUCCACGUUGCUCGCUGUGGGCCCUCAAACCUCACAUCAGACAGAUGUGGCUCAAGGCUUUGCUCGUCAUCCUCUAUAAGUAUCCAUAUAGAGAUAUGGACGUGAGUAAGGAUGUGGUCCUUCAUCUCAUCCACAUCACCAUCAACACCUUGAACGCUCAGUACCACAGCUGCAGGUCGCAUGUGUCCGCUGGCCCGCUGUACAGUGACAACUCCAACAUCAGCCGCUAUAGUGAGAAAGAGAAAGAGGAAGACAGCGUGUUUGACGAAUCUGACAUCCAUGAUACUCCAACGGGAGCCGCCAAUAAGGAAUCACAGACCUUCUUCGCUCGCCUCAAACGGAUCGGGGGCAGCAAGUCCGUCAAGUAUCAGCCUGUGGAGCUUAACGCUCAGAGGAGUGAGAUCGAGUUAGCCGAAUACAAGGAGGGAGGUACGCUGCAGGACGCUCUGUUGUAUCCUGCCAGAGACGACAGCAGCAGCAAGAAAAAGAGACUGCAAGCCAUGCACAAGCAGAAAUCUCUGGACAUCGGCAACACAGACUCUAUCCUCUUCAACCUGGACGAGCAUCGCCGCAAGUCCUGCAUCGACCGCUGUGACAUGCAGGGUCCUGCAGCCGUACAUCCGUCGUCUUCCUCCUCUGUAACCAGACAGCAGCACAGAGCUCAGCGGCAUGGGAAAAACUCUUCAAACGGCCACUCGGUUGUGGAUCGAAGAGACUCCGCUGCGCCGCAUGACAACGUCAGACCGGUUAUACCAGAGGUGCGUCUGAGCUGUAUGGAGACGUUUGACGAUAAACCCACCGGUCUGCCGGACUCGCCGCUGACGGUGCCGGGCCGACCUCAUCCUGACAAAGAGGAUCCAGACCUCAUAGACCUGUCUUCAGACUGCACGUCCAUCCCAGAAAAGCAUUCCAUUCUCUCGCUGUCCGAUAGCGACUCUCUGGUGUUCGAGCCUCUGCCUCCUCUGCGCAUAGUCGAGAGCAACGAGGACUUGUUUGAGGCCCUCAAACUCCCCAGCUGUGUGCUUAGCAAACCUGACGAUUCCAACACCACCACGGUACACCUGUCUCCGCUCGUUCAAGUCAGCGUAAAGGAUUGCUCCGAGCACGACCGGAGCUGCGCUCCAGCCGGGGAGAAUGUCGGCUGCGGGACCCAAGUCAGACCCCCCGCGGUCACGUCGAAAGCGUCUCUGGAUCUCCUCGACUCCACACCUCAUCAAGAGAGCACCAUGACUCUAAAACAAAAGAGAGAUCUUUUCAAAAAGACGUCACGUGUACCGAACGCAUCCUUGGAUGAUUCUUGCGUGCAGUCCGAGGACAACUCUGGGACGAGACCCGUCUUUCUGCACGUCAGUCUGGACGCGCUCACAUCAUUGAAUCCGUUAACGGUGGAAGAAGCCGGAGGAGGUUUUCGUGCUGGAGAUGAUGAGGAGACUGAUGAGAGAGACAGUGACACCAAACCUGACGAUGAGAGCGAUGAGGCGGAAUUUAAGAUCCAGAUUGUGCCACGACAGCGCAAAGAAAGGAAGAUCGCUGUCAGUGCAAUCCAGAGGGAAUAUCUGGACAUCUCUUUCAACACUCCAGACAAAAUGCGAGAGCCAGCCACCGAAUCAGUUCAGUCAUCAGAUCAGAUAUCUCUGUCGAACCUGGAGAAGCCCCGAGAAUCGGCCUCUGCUCCGGCCUUGGAGGCCACCGUCCCUGAAACCAGCCACCGCUCUUCAGUGUCCACUCAGUAUCGUCAGGUGAAGCGAGGCUCACUGGGCGCAGUCACUAUGUGUCAGUUAAUGAAGAGACAGUUGGAGCAUCAGUCCAGCGCGCCACACAACAUCAGCACCUGGGACACGGCAGGUCUUACAAAGACCAGUCUGCUCUCGGCUCCGAGUACCGCCAGCAUGUUCGUUCCUGCGCCCGAAGACUUCGGCGAUGAGCAGCCCAGCGCAAUGGCCGACAGGUGUCGGGAUUGCGGGGCGGUUUUAGAGGAGUACGACGAGGAGACUUUAGCUCUGGCUGUGGUGGUUCUGUCCAUGUUCAUCCAUCUGAGUCCUGACCUGGCCGCUCCGCUGCUGUUGGAGAUCAUGCAAUCUGUGGGCAGGUUGGCCUCAAGCUCCAACUUCACGGGCCAGGCUGAAAACAUGCUGAUACCUGGUAAUGUCGCUGGUGUGGCCAAGCAAUUCCUGCGCUGUGUUUUGCACCAGCUCGCUCCCAACGGCAUCCUGCCACAACUUUUCCAGAGCAACAUUAAAGAUGGAAGUUUUCUACGCACGCUGGCCACAUCACUUAUAGAUUUCAAUGAGCUGAGCUCUAUAGCAGCGCUGAAUCAACUCCUGGAGGGGUUGAAUGCUAAGAAGACUUUACCAGCAGGAGGCACAAUACUGCACUGUCUUGACAACAUCGCCACCUUCAUGGAGACUCUUCCCAUGGAUUCCCCCAGUAACCUCUGGACGACCAUCUCCAAUCAGUUUCAGACGUUUUUAACUAAACUACCUUCUGUUCUGCCACUCAAGUGCCUGUUGGACUCAAGUCUGAGAAUCAUUAUUUGCUUGCUAAAGAUUCCCAUCACAAAUGCAUCAAGAAGUCUGUUGGAUCCCUUCUCUAAACUCAUGAGUUUUGUCAUCCAGUAUGGGGUUUUUAAUCUCUCUUAUGUCGUAGAGAUCUGCGGUUUAUGCUACAAAACCUUCAGCAAGGAAAGAGACAAAUACUACAUGUCACGUGUUGUAGUUCUGGAGUUACUUCAAGCUCUAAAAUUCAAGUCGUCUGUUCCUGACACAAACCUGCUGCUGCUGGUCCAGUUUGUCUGUUCAGAUAUCGGUACGCGGUUGGCUGAAUCCACUAUACUUCAGAAGCACAUGAUAGCUGCUUUACCUGGGUGUACAACUGCUGCGAUGGAGUGUUUAAGACAAUAUCUCAGUGAGAUCUUAGACUUCAUAGCAGACAUGCACACGCUCACCAAAUUAAAGAGUCACAUGAAAGCGUGCUGUCAGCCACUGCAUGAAGACACAUUUGGUGGGAAUCUGAAGGUCGGUCUGGCUCAGCUGGCAGCCAUGGAGAUCAGCAAAGGCAACCACAGAGACAACAAAGCAGUCAUUCGCUACUUGCCGUGGCUUUACCAUCCUCCUUCUGCUAUGCAACAGGGACCUAAAGAGUUCAUUGAAUGUGUGUCGCACGUUCGACAGCUGUCAUGGCUUCUUUUGGGCUCUCUUACCCACAGUGCUUUGCAUCAGGGCUCAACGCCUUGCAUGCCCAUUCCACUGGAUGCUGGAUCUCAUAUUGCCGAUCAUCUCAUCGUCAUCCUCAUAGGAUUCCCCGAGCAAUCCAAGACAUCGGUUCUCCACAUGUGCUCGCUGUUUCACGCCUUCAUGUUCGCUCAGCUGUGGACCAUCUACUGUGAGCAGGCCUCAGCCGCCCCGACCAAUCAGAACCAGAACGAGUUCUCGUCCGGCGCCAUCCUUACGGGUCUGGAGUUCUGGAGUCGUGUAACUCCCAGCAUCCUCCAACUGAUGGCCCACAACAAAGUGAUGGUUGAGAUGGUGUGUUUGCAUGUCAUCAGCUUAAUGGAAGCUUUACAGGAGUGUAACUCAACCAUUUUUGUAAAAUUAAUUCCCAUGUGGCUGCCAAUGAUUCAGUCCAAUCUAAAUCAUCUGUCUGCGGGUCUUCAACUGCGUCUACAAGCAAUUCAGAACCGAGUAAACCAUCAGUGUCUGCAGAGUCCCGGCUGUUCGUCGUUCUCUCUCACGCUGCGAAAAUGGCUUCAGUGCACUCAGUUUAAAAUGGCCCAAGUAGAAAUCCAGUCAUCUGAAGCGGCUUCUCAGUUCUACCCAAUGUGAACGGUACAGCAGCAAACUGUGUGUUUUUAUCUCAGCUGCUGGAGAAACUUAUACAGACUCCCUGUUUGAGCAAACGCAUCUCUCUUCUUUUCAAAUAACCUCACUACCUAGAAAGUUGACAGACUAUAGCUGUGUCCCAAUUCAAGGGCUGCGACCGAUUGCGUCACAGCAGCGUAAAUUAUGGCUAUCCCAAGAUUCAUUGCGCGCCUGUAACGGCUGCAUAUAAUGGCUGGAUAUUCUAAAAUAAACAAUGAAAAUCUUUAAUAAAGAAAAUUAUAUAUCAGAAAAAAAUUUUCUUGUCACUGUUUUAGUAUUAUAAGUUAUGUUUAUUCUUUUUAUGUUGUGUAUAUUUUUAUGUUGUGUUUGUUAAUCAGGUAUACUGUUAAAUAGUUGAAUCUACAUCAACUUGUCAUAUUUUCUAAAAUAAAUUAAUAUUUUUCUGAUUCUAUAUUUAUUUUAAUAAGUCAGACACGUCUUCCCUGUGUCCUGCUAACAGCAAGUGACGGAAAUGAUGGGUCCUCCAAAGGUUAGACCGUCUCAUUUCAGUUCUCUUCACGGACUUCUGAGGCUUCCACCUUGAAAGACUGAGUGCUCGCCUUUUAAGGUCGUUAGGGUUAGAUGAUCGCAGCCCUUGAAUUGGGACACAGCUUACAUAAUGGAGUACAGUAGUGUACUGCCCUACAAAGACAAAUUACUUUAACUCCUUUUACCACACUGUAGUGAGUAAAGGUUUUUAACUCUGUGUGUGCGAGUGCGGGUGAGUGUGUGUACGUGCGUGCGUUGAUGUGUGUGUGUGUGUGCGCGCGCGCACGUGAGUGUGCAUGUGUGUACGUGCGUGUUUCUAGAAGUAAAUUUGUUGUGCAUAUUGUAUCAAACAUAUAAUUAUAUACUGUAAAAUAAUGUUAGCUUCCUGUUGAUUUCCAGCAGGAAACAUUUUUCUUUUGCAUAAUCAAUAUAUACAAAGGCUAAAUAUUUAUGGGGAUUUUUCAAGUUGGUUCUGUCUGUUUGUUGUUGUUGUUGUUGUUUAAAUGCUUAAAGAUGUUUAAGGGAGAAAUAAGCAUCUCUUAGUCUUGAAAUGUUUGGAGCUGCAUCUGUCCAUUCUGCUGUGUGUGCGCACUAUUUUAAUAAACAAUGUAAAGGCUGAGAA